AAGAAAUAAUAGUUAGAUGUCAUUCCUGGUUUAACGUUGAACCAGAAGGUACUGGGCACAUUUUUGGGAGUCCUUUUAGUUUCUCCAUGAAUUUUGCAACGAUGACAUUGAGGUGACAGUGCACCUUUUCCGGUGAUGAGAGACAGAAAUCAAUGAAUUAAAAUUAAAAACGAUGACGAACAACGAGUUACAACGGUUUGCAGCCUCGUCUUCAUCUCAUUUUCGUAGCCAUUUUUCAAAAUCAUUCUCCCUUCGGAAGAAAGUGCCAUGGUGGUACCAAAUACUCCAUCCACGUUCACAAUUCAUUGCACGAUGGAACAUAAUGUUCCUCUAUUCCUGCCUCUUUGCUCUGUUUUUAGACCCUCUUUAUUUCUACAUUCCCAUUACGGGUGACAAAGCUUGUAUGCAAACUGAUUUGGUUCUCGGUGUUUGCGUCACCUUUGCACGUACCGUCGCUGACCUAUGCUUUUUCUUUCAUAUGAUUCUUAAGUUUCGCACCGCUUUCAAUUCUCCUACCUCUCACAUUUAUGGUCGCAAAGAACUUAUAACGGAUCCAAGUAUGAUCGCUCACCGAUACCUCAAGCAUGAUUUCAUCAUUGAUCUUCUUGCUACUCUUCCUUUGCCCCAGAUAGUUAUUUGGAUUGUGAUUCCGGCGACAAAAAAUUCAACAGCAGCUCAUGCAAACCACACACUGUCCCUAAUCGUUCUGAUUCAGUACAUUCCUAGGUUGUUUCAGAUUUUUCCUUUACAACGCCGAAUCUUGAAGACCAGCGGGCUUAUAGCCAAAACUGCUUUGGCAGGGGCAUUGUACAAUCUCGGUUUCUACAUGCUCGCCAGCCAUGUUUUAGGAGCAACAUGGUAUGUGACGUCUAUUCAACGACAAUACGAGUGUUGGAGAAUAAUGUGCAAGAAGGAAAUGAACAGAACACAUUCUCCUUCUUGUAAUCCUUCUUUUUUUGAUUGUACUACUCUUUAUAACCGUGAGCGCCAAGCUUGGUUCAGACGCACUAAAGUCCUCACUGAUUGUGAUGCCCUCAAUGAUAAAAAUCACUUUCAGUUUGGAAUGUUUGCUGAUGCUUUUACUGACCAUGUCUCUUCCUCUAGAUUCUUCCAAAAAUAUUUUUAUUGCCUCUGGUGGGGCUUGAAAAAUCUAAGUUCAUACGGACAAAAUCUUCAAACUAGUACUUACAGUGGUGAAACAUUAUUUUCAAGUUGCAUAUGCAUAUCAGGUCUUAUCCUCUUUGCACAUCUCAUUGGUAAUAUGCAGAAUUAUCUGCAAUCUUCAACUGCAAGACUUGAAGAGUGGAGACUGAAACAAAAAGAUACAGAAGAAUGGAUGAAUCAUCGCCAACUUCCACCGGAACUACAAGAACGCGUUCGUCGCUUUGUUCAGUAUAAAUGGCUUGCCACUAGAGGUGUUGACGAAGAAGUCAUUUUGCGCUCCUUGCCCGUUGAUCUUCGCCGCCAGAUUCAGAGGCAUCUCUGUCUUGAUAUUGUCCGCCGGGUACCAUUUUUUGGCCAAAUGGAUGAUCAACUUCUAGAUGCUAUAUGUGAACGUCUAGUUUCAUCUUUGAACACAAAAGAUUCAUAUAUAGUUAGAGAAGGUGAUCCAGUGAGGGAGAUGCUUUUUCUCAUCAGAGGAAGUGUAGAGAGUUCUACAACAGAUGGUGGUAGAUCAGGUUUCUUCAAUUCUAUCACACUAAAACCAGGUGACUUUUGUGGUGAAGAACUGCUAACAUGGGCUUUGAUGCCAACAUCAAAUCUCAACCUUCCAUCUUCUACAAGAACAGUGAAGACCCUAAGUGAACUAGAAGCCUUUGCACUUAGAGCAGAGGAUCUCAAAUUUGUGUCAAGCCAGUUUAAGAAACUUCACAGCAAGAAACUCCAACAUGCUUUCAGAUACUAUUCUCAUCAGUGGAGAGCUUGGGGGGCUUCUUUUAUACAAGCGGCUUGGCGGCGUCACCGCAAGAGAAAAUUGGCAAUGGAGUUGAUGGAAAAAGAGAACUUGUUAUAUGGAAAUAUGGAGUUGGAAGAUUAUGAAGAGGAGAGUGAUGCAGGGGAGAGUUCCAUGGGAGAUAAUGCCAGUCAUGGACAAAAUUUUGGGGUUACAUUUUUGGCGUCAAAGUUUGCUGCAAACACUAAGAAAGGAGCAUUUAAAAAGGUGACAUUAAUCCCUGAUAGUAGUAGUUUAAAGAUGCCUAAGAUGUUCAAGCCAACUGAGCCUGAUUUCUCAACAUUUCAAGAAGAUUAAUUAGUUGAAGUCUCACGAGGACUGGACAAAAGCAAUUCAUGUUUCUUAAUUUGUAUCUAACUAGUUGUACAAAAGCAAUGAUUUUUUUCUCAAUAAUUUAUCAAAGUUAUAUCACAUUAAUUAAGAUUAAGUAAUUGAUGUUGUCUGUUCCGCAAAAAACAAUAUUUUUUGUGAAUUUUUGUCUCCAUCCAUUGGAUUUUCA
Molecule: messenger RNA, 2453 nt
Organism: Cicer arietinum (chickpea)
Lineage: Eukaryota; Viridiplantae; Streptophyta; Magnoliopsida; Fabales; Fabaceae
Product: probable cyclic nucleotide-gated ion channel 16
Biological process (GO): transmembrane transport; monoatomic ion transport
Cellular component (GO): membrane
Molecular function (GO): monoatomic ion channel activity
Source: RefSeq, a predicted model, not a curated record